Molecule: messenger RNA, 1269 nt
Organism: Necator americanus (New World hookworm)
Lineage: Eukaryota; Metazoa; Nematoda; Chromadorea; Rhabditida; Ancylostomatidae
Exons: 10
Coding region: 1-1269 (422 amino acids)
Cellular component (GO): Golgi membrane
Molecular function (GO): hexosyltransferase activity
Source: RefSeq, a predicted model, not a curated record
AUGAUGUUUGAGGUCAAGCGUGUGAUGGGACGAAGAAAAGAUAAUGAAGAAUAUCCUGAGACUGUACAAUUUAUCAUAAACCUGGGCACUUUGCAAGAAGAAGGAGAAUGCAGUCAGGAUAUUUGGACCCCCAACCGGAUGAACAAUGCUAACCAUCUCCUCGCAAGUGAGACAAGGGAUUUGAGAGAACAAUCUAUUUAUGGUGCUGCUUCCGUUGUGAUGCUCCACAAGUUAUCAGCUAUUAAGAAAAUCUUACCAAUUCUGCUAUUAAUUUAUUGUCUCUUAUUACUGGAGUUUAGCAUACCGGUGACGUUCUUCAAGCGUAGUACUUUCAACAACAUUAUUCUUCACGAAAUGAGCUUCGUGAAUUAUUCACUACAUUACAAGUAUAUCAUGUUACCAGAUCUUUCGUUAUGCGAUGGAUCACGAGGCCAUAAUCCUCUAGUCGUCGUCACUGUCCUCUCAACUGCGAACCGUUCAGAUACACGACGGGCAAUUCGGGAAAGUUGGGCGUCCGCUCGAGAAUCCAUCUCAGUCAACACCGGUCGCGUGUUAGUUUUUUUCCUGCUCUCCGCUCCAACUUCAGUACACGAACUAUACGUGCUACAAAAGGAGCAGAAGAAGCAUAGCGAUAUUAUUGUUACCGAUUUGAUGGAGUCCUACGAGAACCUGGUGUUCAAAGUUUAUGCAUCUCUCGUGUUUCAUCAGCAUUACUGUCCCAUGGCACAGUUUCUUAUGAAAGUCGACGAUGACGUUUGCCUCCAGCUUGACCGUAUGGUUCAACUAUGGAAUAUGGACGAUAAGGUCAACAAAUCUAUUUACUGUCAAGUAUUACCAAGAGCACGUCCGAAGAGAGAUCCUUCGAAUAAAUGGUAUGUGCCCGAUAAGGUAUGGCCAGAUCAGUACUAUCCUCAAUACUGCAAUGGUCCCAUGUACGUAAUAGGUAAAAUCGCCGGACAAGCUAUGCUCGAUCAAGCGCAGAUUUUUUCACCACUAACAAUUGAGGAUGUGUUUUACACCGGCGUUGUAGCUGAAUCGGCUAAUGUUCGACGAAUUAACUGGGGAAGGAGCAUGGUCUCCAACACCAGGGAGUUUUGGAAAGGACAUCUAAGAUGUAGCGUGACAAAGGAGCCCCUAUUGUUCGCCGCUCACUCAUUUGAAACUCCAGACAGCAUGCGAAAAGGUUUUCGAAUCAUGAAGAACUAUCAGUGCCUUCAACACAAUUCAUCCACGAAAAACAAAAAGAAAAGUUUGUCAAAAUUAAGUUGA